Lolium rigidum is the source of this 4396-nucleotide messenger RNA. RefSeq names its product protein Rf1, mitochondrial-like. Gene Ontology annotation, molecular function: protein binding. Lineage: Eukaryota; Viridiplantae; Streptophyta; Magnoliopsida; Poales; Poaceae. The record is from RefSeq and is a predicted model, not a curated record. The transcript is spliced from 4 exons. Bases 1 to 2478 code for a protein of 825 amino acids.
AUGUCCCGAAUCCGCCUCCGCCACUGCGCCAGCACGCCGAUGUCGCGCCUCCGCCCCCUCCGUCACAGCUCGUCCUACACCUCCACCUCCCGGUGCUCGAGAUCCUGGUCUCCGGCCGCCUCCUUUGCUGCAGCCACGGACCGUGUCCGCGCUGGAACGCUCAGCCAGGAGGAUGCACACAACCUGUUCGACGAAUUGCUGCGCCAAGCCACCCCGCUCCCCGAGCGCUCCCUCAACGACUUCCUUAUUGCACUCGCCCGUGCUCCGUCCUACGAUGACCGCAGAAGCGGACCCGCUCUCGGAGUCGCUCUCUUCAACCGCGUGUGCCGAGAAGAUGCCGGCCCCCAGGUGGCGUCGCCCACAGUCUGCACCUACAACAUCAUCAUGGACUGCUGCUGCCGCGCACGCCGACCGGACCUUGGGCUUGCCUUAUUCGGCCGUGUCCUCAAAAUAGGUCUGAAGACAGACCACAUCACCGCCAACACCUUCCUCAAGUGCUUCUGCGAUGCAAAACGGACAGAUGAAGCUGUGGACGUACUGCUUCAUAGGAUGUCCGAGCUUGGCUGUGUGCCUGAUGUCAUCUCAUACUCUAUUGUUCUCAAGAGGUUAUGUGAAGAUAGCAGAAGCCAGCAAGCACUUGACCUGCUCCAGACGAUGGCGAAACAAGGGGGUGUCUGUUCCCCCAACGUGGUGGCAUACAGCACAGUCAUCCAUGGCUUCUUUAGGGAGGGCCAAGUAGGAAAGGCAUGCAAUCUUUUCCAUGCAAUGAUGCAACAAGGGGUUUUGCCUGAUGUAGUGACAUACAACUCAGUUAUUGAUGCGCUGUGCAAGGCCAGAGCAAUGGACAAGGCAGAGCUGAUCCUUCGGCAGAUGGCCGGCAAUGGCGUUCAACCAAAUAAAGUGACAUACAAUUGCAUGAUCCAUGGAUAUUCCACAUCAGGGCGGUGGAAAGAGUCAACUAAUAUGUUCAGAGAAAUGACAAAACGGGGUCUGAUACCAGAUAUUGUUACUUGCAACUCGUUCAUGACCUCCCUUUGCAAGCAUGGAAGAAGCAAAGAAGCUGCAGAAAUUCUUGCUGCCAUGGCUGCCAAGGGACACAAACCUGAUAUCCUCUCAUACUCUAUUUUGCUACAUGGAUAUGCCAGUGAAGGAUGCUUCGCUGAUAUGAUCAAUCUCUUUAACUCAAUGAAAGACAAUGAUAUUGUACCCAACUGCCAUGUUUUCAGCAUAUUAAUUGGUGCAUAUGCUAGGUGUGAAAUGAUGGAUGAAGCGAUGCUCAUUUUUGCAGAAAUGCGGGAACAAGGAGUGUGUCCAGAUGUAGUCACCUAUUCAACUGUAAUAGCCGCACUUUGUAGAAUGGGUAGACUGGGAGAUGCUGUUGACAAAUUCAGUGAGAUGAUUGUUGUGGGAAUACAACCGGAAAAGGUUGUUUAUCAUUGCUUAAUUCAGGGUUGUUGUAUGCAUGGUGAUCUGGUUAAAGCUAAAGAGUUGGUUUCUCAAAUGAUGAACAAAGGUAUCCCUCGCCCUAACAUCGUCUUCUUCAAUUCAGUAAUAAACAGUCUAUGCAAAGAAGGAAGGGUUGUGGAUGCACAAGAUAUAUUUGACUUAGUUAUACACAUUGGUGAGAGGCCAGAUGUCUUUACUUUUAAUUCACUGAUUGACGGGUAUGGCUUAGUCGGCAAGAUGGAUACAGCACUUGGAAUACUUGAUGUCAUGGUAUUAGCAGGUGUUCAGCCUAAUGUUGUUACAUAUAGUACACUUGUGAAUGGCUAUUUUAAAAAUGGAAUGGUCGAUGAUGGUUUGGCUCUAUUCACAGAAAUGCUGUCCAAGAGAGUUAAACCUACAACUGUCACAUAUGGCACCAUACUGGAUGGGUUAUUUCGUGCUGGGAGAUCUGAUGAUGCAAAGAAAAGGUUCCAUGAGAUGAUUGAAAGUGGAAUAACAGUUAGCGUUUCCAUAUACAAUAUAAUUCUUGGAGGACUUUGCAGAAAUAAUUGUGCCAACGAAGCAAUCACUUUGUUCCAUAAAUUAGGUGAAAUGAAUGUGAAGUUUGAUAUCGCAACAUUCAAUAUCAUGAUCGAUGCAAUGUAUAAAGUUCGGAGAAGAGAAGAUGCUAACAAUUUGUUUGCUGCAAUAUCAACCAGUGGGUUGGUACCUAAUGCUUGGACUUAUAGCAUAGUGAUAAAAAAUCUUCUAAAAGAAGGAUUAGUGGAAGAAGCUGGCAAUAUAUUUUCAUCAAUGGAGAAGAUUGGUUGUGCUCUGAGCUCCCGUCUUGUUAAUGAUAUAAUCAGAAUGUUGUUAGAAAAAGGUGAGAUCGCUAAGGCCGGAGAUUAUUUGUCUAAAGUUGAUGGGAAGAACAUCUCACUAGAAGCUUCAACUACUUCGUUGAUGUUGUCUCUAUUUUCAAGGAAUGGGAAAUAUCGGGAGGAUGUGAAAUUGCUCCCUGCAAAGUAUCGAUUUUUCAAAGGACUUGGUUGAUACAUCGCAUAUGAGAUCAACUCCAGAGAAAGCUUAAUGGAUUUUGUGCUCGCAUAAAUCCCUUCUGCCAUCAUAAGAAAUCCAAAAUGCCUGCUUGUACCGUUGAGUUCGUUUUGCAGUGUGUCAGAAUCACAAGAAAGUGAAAUGUGUAUGAAUCUAUUAAUCUUUGAUGGGUGAGGACAGGUAGAAAAAGUAUUCUAACAUGACUGUCUGCAACCUUAGGGAUAAUGGUGUCUCAUUGCCAUUGGGGAAGGUAAGCAGAAUGAAUAUUAAUACAAUCUUUUAUAUCAGUAACAUGACAUUUUGUAAUCUCUCUAAACAGUCACUUUUCUUCAUAGCUCGUAUGAGUGUAUUUUUACAGUGCCAUUCUCAUUGAUCUGCUAUAUAUGCAAGGGUGGGCUUACUUUUAGUUCAGAAAUAUCUUUUUUAUAUGUCAAGGCAAUCUGGAAGAAUGGAUGUUUGAUGUUGUUGAUACUAUGUUCAAUUAUCAUAUGUAUGAGCUCACGCCGGAGCCUCUUGCAUUUGUAUCAACUGGUGGAGCUUGUUGCGUUGCUGGUGAAAAAUGUGUUUCCAGGCACCAACACCAUCCCGGGUGACAUAGGAGAGGAUUCAAAGCAUUUGCAUGAUGAGAAUGUCUUGCUCUUGUACACCUGCAGUGUGCAUGCCUCUCCGUUUCUAUCUGGAACCCCAAUUCCAAGUCGGUACUGCUAUGCCAGAGCAAGAAUCCAAGUUUUGUCCUUCACCUGCACCAUUUUAUCUUUGGUCCUCUGCUGCUCAACAUUCCACUUCUGAUCAAAUGGCACUCUCACGUGGAGGAGAGGUCGCUGACAGCUUCACGUCGAUGCGCCACACAUGUCUCUCUGAUUCAGGUGUUCUCUGUUUACCAUGUGAAGCUUUUGGCCUAAACUUCUGUUCUAGUGACUUGGAAGUAUCCGGACUCCGGAGUGCCCUGAAGAUAGUCAAUCUUUUUCAGCGAACUGUCCCUGCACAUACGGAUGGAGAAGAGCUUACUGCAAGUGGAGCUCACAGUUGAAAAGGAGAUCCCCACGUAAAGAUCCCUUUUGCCUUGCAAGAUUCAAUGAGCAGAGACGUCUAUAAGAUUCGAACAUGGCUCACCUCUCUAAAUGGAAGUACUGUUCAAUGAGGCAAAUCCAAUGAAGACUAUCCAUUUGAAAUCAAGGUAAUCGACAAAUGAGUGUGUUCCUCAAAAGAAAUAUCUUUUUUGAACCAGCAGUUGUAACUUCCUACUUGUACUGAGAGCAAGACUUCUUGAAAGCCAAGACCUGACAGAGCGACAGACUCUUCCUUGCAUAAAUAGAUACAAGGAUGGAGCUCUCAAAGCAAAUAUACAGAAUCGGUCAAGUAAGAGUACCGAAUCGAUGGAGUGGGAGUUGGCAUCUCUACAAGUCUAGACUUGUGCUUGACCAUACACAACCCAAUUCCGUUGCCAUUGCCAUCCAACACUUCUAGACAAAUGUUGGUUUGCCAGCAGAAUCGGUCAAAAGUCACUCCUGAGUCCUGCGAGUCGUCAUAGAAGUUUAUGAUGGAAAACGCUGGGGAUUCUCGGCAGAGACGCUGAACCAGAGCUUGAGGAAGCACAGCGAACAUAUGGUACGGUUCUGGUGGUUCUCCAUCAGCACGUUGACAUUCCACCAGAGUCUUAUACCUGCUUCAAAACCAUUCCUUUCUAAUCUUUUGCCGCCCUCUCUUUUUAAUUGGCUAUCAAAUGUCAUGAUUUAGUUGUGUAGUUUGAAUUGAUUUCUUCUUUCACAUAAUAAUGUACUCCACUAAGGCAUGUGAUGAUUUAUCUGUCAUGUCAUUCUGAAACCAUCUGUUCUUCGGAUAUUUUUAGCCGUAUCAUUUCAUUCAUGAUAUAGAAGCUUGAAAAUAUUCAUGUCUUUCACCAGCCUCCGUUGUA